Messenger RNA from Ostertagia ostertagi, 714 nucleotides. The record is from the annotation of a GenBank genome assembly. Lineage: Eukaryota; Metazoa; Nematoda; Chromadorea; Rhabditida; Trichostrongylidae.
UGUUUCAACGAUGAUGUCCAAGACCACUUCGUCGACAACGAUCUCCGGAUAGUCCUCGUGGUCAUUGACGCUUGGCGAAUAUCGUUUCUCUCUGACGACGAUUCUCCGAUGACUUUUCUCCGCCAUUCCAUCACGUCAGGACGAGCAGUUGCGUUUACAGCGAAUACUCAGUCGCCUACAGUCACUAUGCCUCGCAUAAAGGUUGAUAACAACGUCACUCGUCAUUUUGAUUCAGUUCUGAAGAGCCGCAAUUGGGAUGUGCUAAUACUUCAUUAUCUUGGAUUAGAUCACGUAGGACAUUCUCUUGGCAGUCAGUCGCCAGAGAUCAAAAAGAAGCUCGAAGAGAUGGAUGAAAUCGUUCGACAAGUGUUCGUUAUCGUUUCGGCACAAUCUCCUCUUCUCUUGGCAGUUGUCGGCGAUCAUGGCAUGACAAACGCCGGAAAUCAUGGUGGGGGAACUGAUGCUGAAACAAGUGUUCCAAUGGUAUUCUUGCACUCCAAAGCAAAUAUUAUUCAGCGUGGAGACAUGAAAGGUCUGAAGUCAGCAGAACAAGUGGAUUUUGCCAGCACAUUGCCGUUUUUCCUUCGAAUGCCGAUUCCUUCGGGCAGUGUAGGUCUGUCUCUGAUUCCACAGCUUGCCUCCCAAUGGCAGUUGAGCGACGCCACCCGUUUUCUCUUCUGCUUUUCCAGUCUGCUCUCCACUUCUCCAAGCUCG